AUGAAACUUUUAACACCCGUUUUUCUCCUUUUUUGCGCCAUCGCUUGUGACCAUGCGUUGGGAGAUAAUGUAAACGUGCCAGGUGGCACCCCCAAGAAGAAAUCCCCCAAGAGCAAAUCCCCAGAACCUCUCAUUGACGUGCACGAGUUGAUAAGCGAAAUGGUUAGGAAAGAAGAAGAACUCGUAAACAUGACGAAGAAGAAGUCUAAGUAUAAAGUGGCAACCACCGUUCUUGCUUCAGCCCUAGGUUUUGUAUCAGCAGUGCUCUUAGGAGGUGCCGGAUUAGUCUUUUAUAAUACCGGAAACGGAAGACCCCCAUUCUCCUUGGGAGGUUCCAAGGACGGCGAUUCUGCUUCCACUGAAGAAGCAGCCCCACCUCAAGAUGACUUCGCGGAACCUCGUGCGGAUGGUGAUGGAAACACAAAUUCGGACGAAUGA
Molecule: messenger RNA, 438 nt
Organism: Plasmodium inui San Antonio 1
Lineage: Eukaryota; Apicomplexa; Aconoidasida; Haemosporida; Plasmodiidae
Exons: 3
Coding region: 1-438 (145 amino acids)
Source: RefSeq, a predicted model, not a curated record